ACGGUGAAAUAGCCAAUCGCGCUCCUCCUCCACACGAGUGAACGAAGAUGGCGCAGGACGGCACGGUGCCCAGCGAUCUCUACCAGCAUGUGUACUCGUUUCUCGUGGAAAAUAAGUUCGCCAAAGCCGCGAAAGAGUUUUUAAAGCAGGCUAAAGUGAAACCUCAAGACCAAAAUGAGGAGCGUCUCAUGGACAUCUUCAACUUUUGGGUGAAGUCCCCAGAAACCAAAAAGCGCAAAGCAGUCCCCAGCGGCCCUGCGGCGGUCAACGGCCCAUCAGCCAAGAAAGCAAAGAAAGAUGCGGUGAGUUCAAGUAGUGAGGACUCCAGCAGUGAAGAGGAAGUUGCCGCACCUGCCAAGAAAGUCGUACAAGCGAAAGCUCCUGCUCCAAAGAAGCCAGCAGCUGUAGCUGCUAAAAAGAGCAGCAGCUCGGAAGACUCCGGCGACUCGGAGGACGAAGCCCAGGUUAAAACAGCAGCGAAGAAGCCUGCAGCUGUGAAAGCUGCUGUUCAGCCUGCAGCAGCAGCCAGGAAGAAAGACACCAGUUCCAGCAGUGAGGAGUCAGACUCUGAGGAGGAGCCGGCCAAAGCUCCAGCAACAGGAGCAAAGGCCAAGCCUGUGGCAGGGACCCCUAAACCGGCGUCCACUCCAGUGUCUGCGGCUCAGAAGAAGCAGGACAGUAGCAGCAGUGAGGACAGCUCCAGUGAAUCUGAGGACGAGGCUCCAGCUAAGACAGCAGUAAAAACAGCAGCCCCAGUGAAGACCCCUCCAGCUAAACCCACAGCCCCAUCAGAGUCCAGCAGUGAAGAGUCAUCCUCAGAUGAGGAAGAUGCACCUCCUACUAAGAAACCUAAGACUGGACAGUUCAGUGCCGUCCCGCCCCCGGGAACACUGACCGCUCCAGCCAAAGCCCCUGCAGCUGCCAAAGCAGCCCCAGCUAAGAAAGCACCUACAAAGGUCACUCCUGCUCGGAAAAAAGACUCUUCAAGUUCCGAUUCUUCAAGCUCCGAGGAUGAAGCAGCAAAGCCAGCUGUCAAAGUCACACCGGCAAAAGCUGCAUCUGCUAAAUCUACACCUGCAAAAGUCUCUCAAGCUAAAGCCACACCUGCUAAAGUCACCCCGGCUGCACACAAGGCUUCAUCUUCAAGCUCAGAAGACUCUGACGAUGAGGAGGAGGAGGCCAAGAAACCGGCAGCUAAAGUUGUCCCUGUUAAACCUGCGCCAGCCAAGAAGACGGCAGCUAAAGCCAAGCCUGCUGCAAAAGAAUCGUCAUCAUCUAGCUCCGAGUCUGAGGAAGACAAACCGGCCACAAAACCAACCCCAGCCAAGGCUGCUCCUGCUAAAGCAGCUCCUCCAAAGACAACCCCUGCUAAGAAAGACGAUUCCUCAAGUUCAGAUUCAGACAGCUCUGAGGACGAGGCACCUGCUAAACCAGCAGCUAAGUCCAAGCCUUUGAGCACUCCUAAACCUGCAGCCAAGCCCGCUGAAUCCAGCUCGGACUCGGACAGCUCUUCAGAUGAAGAACCUCAAAAGAAACCUGCCAGCACACCGGUAUCCAAACCUGCCACCCCUGCAGCCAAACCUGCCACCCCUGCAUCCAAACCUGCCACCCCUGCAGCCAAACCUGCCACCCCUGCAGCCAAACCGACCGCUAAACCAGUGGAAAGCAGCUCAGAUGAGGACAGCUCUUCAGAUGAGGAACCACAAAAGAAAACCACCGCCACACCGGUAUCCAAACAUGGCACCCCAGCUAAACCUGCAGUUGCAGCUAAACCAGCCGAUAGCAGUUCUGACUCUGAAACCGACAGCUCUGACUCUGAAGACGAGACUCCGGCUGCAAAGAAAGCCAAACCAGCAGCGGCUGCUACUACUAAGAGCCCUGCCUCCAAAGCACCUGCUCUAGCCAGUAAGAAAACAGCUAAAUCCAGCAGCAGUGAUUCAGACAGCUCCAGUGAAGACGAGAAGAAAGGGAAGACUGUGACGCCCAAAGCAGCAGCAGCAGCUAAGCCGGCCGUGACUCCAGUUAGCGUGAAGAAAGCGGAGAGCAGUAGCUCUGAAUCUGACAGCUCAGACUCUGAGACAGAGGCUAAGAAGACUCCUGCAAAGCCUGCAGUCCCUAACGGAAAGGCAGCUAAAACAAAACCCCCCACAUCUGCAGCUAAAAAGACAGCAGAGUCUUCAUCCUCGAGUGACAGCAGCUCUGAUGAAGAGGAGUCUCCUAAAACACCAGCUGUGAAAACACCACCUACUACAAAAGCACAGGCUGCUAAAGCCAAAGCAGACAGCAGCUCGUCUGAGGAGUCUUCAUCAGAGGAAGAGGAAACGACGGCCAAGACUCCGGUCACAUCAAACGGUGCAAAGAGCAAAAAAAAGGGCAAAGAGGAAGAAACGACAACACCCAAGAAUACAAAAAUCACCACAUCCACACCUCAGACUUUUCCCAGAACCAAACAGAAGGAAAGCAAUGCUCCUUUCCGUAGAGUAAGAGACGAGGAAAUUGAGGUGGACCCCCGCCUGGCAGACAAUUCAUUUGACGCAAAGAUGGGAUCCACCGGUGACUGGGGCCAGAAGGCCAACAGCGUGCUUAAAUUUACUAAGGGCAAAUCUUUCCGGCAUGAGAAGACCAAGAAGAAGCGUGGCAGUUAUAGAGGCGGCGCAAUCUCCACCUCAGUGAACUCCAUUAAGUUUGACAGUGACUGAGAUCACAAACUAAAGAACCUCUGAACUCUCCAUGACCCGUCUACCCUCUGUUCCUGCUCUGGUGUACCACACACAUGGGCCGGCAUUGACUGAAGAAAGCAGGAAUGUUUGUUUGUUUGUUUGUUUGUUUUUUACACUCAAUCUUUCAAGCAGUUAGACACGGUGACCACAUGGUGGCGCCAAUUCAUUGUGUUUAGGCCUUUUGAUUAGCUUAUAUGUAAAAUAUGGUUUUGGCUUCACUGUAAAAUGUUUCUUAAAAUUGGCAUGACAAAUUAUGAACGGUUGUUCUAACAGGUUAUUGUUAAUAUACUAGAAAUGACAGAAUGAUUUUCUUUUUUAUUAUUAUUAUUAUACAUCACAGAAAUGUCAUUGUUAUGAGCCUAUCCGUGUAUCUUGAGUCUGGUGGUUUGUCUGAUUUGAAAAAGCUGUGUAGUUCAAGACUCCGCCCACUUCUGUUAGACAGACACUGGAGGACCAUCCUUAAAAUAACAACACAUGAAUUAUCCUCAUUCGGUUUUAGUUUUAAUCUUUUAUGAUUUCAUGUUACGCAGGAUUUUGUAACUUGGUCUCCUUUAUGAUCAGUCUUGUAACUAAUUAAAACUUGGACUGAAUCUC
Cyprinus carpio (common carp) is the source of this 3314-nucleotide messenger RNA. RefSeq lists its product as uncharacterized. NCBI's taxonomy places the organism in Eukaryota, Metazoa, Chordata, Actinopteri, Cypriniformes, Cyprinidae. The record is from RefSeq and is a predicted model, not a curated record. Gene Ontology annotation, cellular component: nucleolus; nucleoplasm. Gene Ontology annotation, molecular function: protein binding.